Molecule: messenger RNA, 3740 nt
Organism: Spea bombifrons (plains spadefoot toad)
Lineage: Eukaryota; Metazoa; Chordata; Amphibia; Anura; Pelobatidae
Gene: CDH4
Product: cadherin 4
Exons: 16
Coding region: 78-2852 (924 amino acids)
Biological process (GO): adherens junction organization; homophilic cell-cell adhesion; cell-cell junction assembly
Cellular component (GO): catenin complex; plasma membrane; adherens junction
Molecular function (GO): cadherin binding; calcium ion binding
Source: RefSeq, a predicted model, not a curated record
AGCGCCCGGGGCCAGCGGAGCCUCAUACCGGCACAGCCAGCGGAGGGACACAGGGGAGGCGGGGAGCCGGCCACACCAUGCCAGCGGCCACCGGGACUGCUCUGCUACUGCUGCUGCUGGCCCUGAACCGGCCCCUGGGGGUACGCAGUGGGAAUGUUUCCGUGCGACACAAUUGCACUCGUGGCUUCUCGGAGGAUGGCUACACGGCGCUGGUGGCUCCAAACAUCGCGGAGGGGCAGAAGCUGCUGAAAGUUAAAUUCAACGGGUGCAGCCCUGGAACGCAAGGCGUCUGGUACGAGACCAGCAACCCGGAUUUCAAAGUCGGGGCAGAUGGGGCCGUCUACACCGCACGCGACGUGCAGAUUCCCUCCAAGCAGGAAGAGUUUAUGGUGACCGCGUGGGACCACAAGACCCCGGAGAAAUGGGAGACCGCCAUCCGGCUGCUGGUGAAGGAGGAGGCCGUGAAUAACAGCUGGACUCAGAAAAUACAGCAUCAUUGGGAAAACGACCAUCAUCAGAGAGAAAAACAGUAUCCGCGGGAACAGAGUCGCACUUUAUUACCAUGGCGACAGCACCGCAGUGCUAAUGGGCUGAGGAGACAGAAGAGAGAUUGGGUGAUUCCCCCGGUUAACGUCCCAGAAAAUUCAAGAGGCCCAUUUCCCGAGCACCUGGUGCGGAUCCGUUCUGAUAAGGACCGGGACAGCAUGAUCAGAUACAGUAUCACGGGCGUAGGGGCAGACCAGCCACCCACGGAGAUAUUCAACAUCGAUCCCAUCUCGGGCCGAAUGUACGUGACCAGACCCCUGGACAGAGAGGAAAGAUCUUCUUAUCACCUCCGAGCUCAUGCUGUUGACAUGAACGGGAACAAGGUAGAGAAUCCAAUUGACCUGUCUAUCUAUGUGAUUGACAUGAAUGACAACAGACCCGAAUUCUCAACCCAGAUCUUCAAUGGCUCGGUGGACGAAUCGUCAAAGCCAGGUACAUACGUGAUGACGGUCACCGCGCAUGACGCCGAUGAUAUCAACACAUCGAAUGGGGUUCUAAUGUACAGGAUCAUGGCUCAGAGUCCUCAGAGUCCUUCUCAGGAUAUGUUUGUGAUCCAUGGUCAAACCGGCAUCAUUAACACCGCCGCAGGAGGACUGGACCGCGAGAAAGUCCAGCAGUACACCGUGGUGAUCCAGGCCACAGACAUGGACGGGAGCACGAGCUUCGGGCUCACCAACACGGCCACGGCCAUCAUUAACGUCGCAGACAUCAAUGACAACCCUCCGGAGUUCACCUCUAAUCUGUUCACUGGCGAGGCGGUGGAAAACCGCGUAGACGCCGUGGUUGCCAAUUUGACGGUGUUGGAUCGCGACCAGCCGUACACACCCAACUGGAACGCAAAAUACAAGAUCAUCAGCGGAGACCCGUCCAAUCACUUCACCAUCAGGACAGACCCGGCCACCAACGACGGGGUAGUGACGGUGAUAAAGCCCAUUGAUUAUGAGAUGAACAAAGGCUUCUUGCUGAACGUCAUGGUGUCAAACCAGGCGCCUCUGGCUGGCGGCAUCCAGAUGUCCAUCCUGUCCACCUCGGCGGUGACCAUCUCCAUCACCGACGUGAACGAAGCCCCCUACUUUCCAAGCCAAAACGAGCCAAUCAGACAGCUGGAGGGAGAGCCGGCGGGCCGUCUGCUUACAACGUUUUCUGCCGUAGACCCUGACCGCUUCAUGCAGCAAGCACUCAGGUACUCGAAACUCUCCGACCCCGCGAACUGGCUGAGCAUUAACGCCACCAGUGGUAAAGUUUACACCACGGCCGUUCUGGAUCGCGAAUCCCCUUUUGUUAAAGACGACAUCUACGAGGCCAAGUUCCUGGCGACCGACAACGGCGUUCCUCCGGCCAGCGGCACCGGUACGUUGCAGAUCCACCUGAUCGACGUCAACGAUAACGCCCCCGAACUUCAGCCCAAAGAGGCUCAGAUCUGCGAGAGGCCGAAUUCAAACGGCAUCAACAUCACGGCCGCGGAUUUGGACCGCAAGCCCAGCGGGGACCCCUUUGUGUUUGAGCUGCCGACGGUGCCGUCGAUGAUCCGUCGGAACUGGACUAUAACCAGGAUUAACGGUAACUACGCCAGGCUCAGCCUGCAGAUUGGAUACCUUGAGGCCGGGAUGUACGAGGUCCCCGUCAUUAUUACGGACUCAGGAAACCCUCCUCUCUACAACACGUCGGUGAUCAAAGUGAAGGUCUGUCCCUGCGACGAAAACGGAGACUGCACGACAAUCGGAGCCGUGGCAGCAGCGGGACUGGGCACGGGCGCCAUCAUCUCUAUCCUGAUAUGCAUUAUAAUUCUUCUCUCUAUGGUUCUCCUGUUCGUCAUGUGGAUGAAGCGCAGGGAGAAGGAACGUCACACAAAACAGCUCCUGAUUGACCCAGAAGACGACGUCAGAGACAAUAUUCUCAAGUACGACGAGGAAGGAGGCGGCGAGGAAGACCAGGACUACGACCUGAGUCAACUGCAGCAACCGGAGACGCUGGAUCACGUUCUGAACAAGGUGGCGGGAGUCCGACGGGUGGACGAGAGGCCGGUGGGUGCCGAGCCCCAAUACCCCAUAAGACCAGUAAUCCCGCAUCCUGGAGAUAUCGGGGACUUCAUCAGCGAGGGUCUCCGGGCGGCCGACAACGACCCGACGGCUCCUCCCUACGACUCCCUCUUGGUUUUCGACUACGAGGGGAGCGGAUCGACCGCCGGCUCCGUCAGCUCGCUCAACUCCUCCAGCUCCGAAGAACAGGACUUUGACUAUUUGAAUGACUGGGGGCCCCGCUUCAAAAAAUUGGCGGACAUGUAUGGCGGGGCUGAGGAGGAUUGACAGGAGGCCCGGGUCUUACCGACAGACGGAACAAAUCCUCCUCCGUUGUACAGAGGCUGAAAUGUUUUUUGUUUUUAAUUAAUAUAAUUAUUAUCACCCCCCCUUCAUGGCGUUAUUUUUAGUGGUAUGUUUAGAAGGGUUCAUCCUCAGCUGACGUUUAAAGCGGUAACCCCCCUUAUUUAUUUUGAGGCUCAUGCUUUUAUUUUGUAGACUUAACUUAACCCCUCCUGUGCUGGAAAAGCUGGACGCCUUGUGUUUUAAGGAGUUAUCGUCACGGCUUGUAACCUCUGCGUGAACGGCGCCACCCUGAGCCAAACUUUAUUUAUUUUUAGGUUUUUUUUACCCCAAAAUAUGGGGGAGGAUUCACUAAAGGUUCGACAAAGAGGAGGUUCGGAUACCAGGUAUUAGAUCUCCUUUCUUGGUGCUCACCGGACCUUGGUAUGGAUCAAACGGGGCACAAUGAGACACAGGCUUGGCUGUCACUCCAAGAUAUCUUCGUGCAUCCAGCCCAGCCAGAUCUGAGAAAAAUAAAUAUGGACCAUGGCAGCACCCAGGAGCAGUAUAGAGUUUGGUGGUCUUUCCAGCAGAGAAGGGGUUAAUCCGUCCCUGGAAUGAAGCCAUCUCUUAUGUUUUUUUGUUUGUCGGAUUUUCGAGCGAUCCAGCAUGUCCGCGUUCCAUUACUGCUGCUCCCCCUCCCCUUAUUUUUAUAUAUAUAUAUAUUUAAAUAUAUAUAUAUAUAUCUACCUGUACAUAGGUGAGCGGAGAGAUUUCCUGAUACACGGAGCGAGGCGUCUCUCUCUCUCUCCCUCACUCGUCUUAACUUGAAGAAAAAAAAACAAAGUUCUUUUUUUAGAACCACUGUUUUUACAAACGGAAAAAAACAAAAAC